UCUGGAUCUUACGAUUUCCCUCCCGUCGAAACAAUCCUAAAAAAGGGGAACCCUAUUAACUUAGCUUCCCCCCCAAUUUCUGGGAUCCCCGGCCAUCGCACCAGGGUCGAAACAAUAUCGGUUUAUGCUAAGGAGGAACCAUAACCACUCACAGCCCGCCUCCCAAAUAGGAUCAUCGUAGAAAAGAGAAGAGGGCAAGCAUGGACUCCGAAUUAUACUACGAGGCGGACGGCGACCGUGGGAGGACGCACGAGCAUCGCGAACCAAUUACCAUGACUUUCGAACCCAAUGAAUAUUCUCCUACCUCUUCCCCAUCACGACAACCCAGUCGUCUUCAAGCGCUUGCCGAGUGCAACAACGCCUUGCACUCGAACCUGCAGCAACAGCAGGAGCACAACCAUCAGCACCACCGGCAACAGUCGGUUCCGGAUCUGUACGCCGAAGCUAGAACACCAUCACCCGCAAGCCGAGCGAGGCACCACUCCCAAGACAUGCCGCUCACCGGCGACGGGCGCGUCAGCCGCCGCCAGGACAACUCGCCCGGACGUUUCGGGGGCUGGCUGAACACGCCAUCAGCAGGCGACAGCAGCGGCCACGCCUCCCCCGUCACAACCCCAACACCAAAGACCACGACACCGUCUCGCCUAGGCUUCUUCGCGUCGCUCACAGGCCGUCUGACAACACAAACCCCCAGCACCCCCAACACACCCACCACGCCCAACAUCACAAUAACAACCCCCUCCUCCGCGCCCAACGGCCGCGAAACCAGCGACGAGCUGCUAAACCUCGACGUCGAAACAGCGCUAUACCCGUCCCCCAGCGAACGCACCACCUUCUCCCCGGCCGCGUACAAAAACCUACAGCAAAACGCCUCGGGGCUUCUCCACCGAAUGCAAGACGCGUACCGGACGCGAACAAUCUCGUACAAAGAGCUCGUCGCGGAGCGGGAAGCGCAGCGCGAAGAAGCGGAGGAGACGGAGUUGAGAGUGCGGAGUCUGCGGGCGCAGUUGGAGAGUAUGGCGGCGAAGGCGCAGGAGCAGGAGAUGGCGAUGCGGAGGUUGGUGGCGGAGUUGCGGUUUGAGAGGAGUGCGAGGGAGGGGGAGAGGGAGGAGGAGAGGAGGGAGAGGGGGAGGUUGGAGAGGGAGAUUGUGGGGUUGAUUGGUAGUAGAGAUAAGAAUGGAGAAGGGGAUGGGGAGGGAGAGGGGGGGUUGUGUAUUACGGAGGAUUUGUGUGUGGAUGAGGAGAGGGAGCGGAAGAGGUGGCGGAAGAGCGAUGGCACGGUGCGGUCGGAUCUUAGUAUUGAUACGGAUGAUGUCGAGAGCGCGGAGUCGGAGAGUAUUUUCAGUCGGAGCCGUAGCCCGACUGCUAUGACGAGCGCGACGGAGAGUGAGGUUAAUGCGGAGUUGUUGAGUGUUAGGACCCCGCCGACUGGGCAAGGGCAAGGUCAGAAGAAGGGUGUGCCGCCGCAGCAGCUUACUACGUUUCAGAGAUUGGUGAAGGGGAUUUCUGGGGAUGGGACGGGAGGGAAUGCUGCUGCGGGAGGAGGAGUGGAUGAGUGUAGGAAUUGCAGAGGGCAGGAUUCGAGUGUUGCGUGGGAUACGGUGAGUCUCCUGCGCGACGAGAAUAGGGGGUUGAAGCACCGUGUUGCUGAGCUGGAGGUUGUUGUCGAUGGAGCGUUGGAUGUGGUGAAUGGGAUUGGAUUGCCGUGAGAGAUGGAUUUAAGUGCCUUCUAGGUACGCAUUUCUUUACGGGAUAGGUUUAGAUAUCAGGCAGAAUGGCCGGUUUUUGG
This is a messenger RNA of Annulohypoxylon maeteangense, 1789 nucleotides long. RefSeq lists its product as uncharacterized. NCBI's taxonomy places the organism in Eukaryota, Fungi, Ascomycota, Sordariomycetes, Xylariales, Hypoxylaceae. The record is from RefSeq and is a predicted model, not a curated record. The transcript has a single exon. Bases 201 to 1709 code for a protein of 502 amino acids.